UAGAAAAUAUAGUAUUAACACAAGUUUAUAAAUUUUAAUAUAAAUAAAAUGAGUCUGUCCCGUAUAGAAAUUGCAAAAAUAAUAUCGAUUUUGAUUACUCCGGUUAUGAUUGUUUUGAGUGUAUUACAAUCACUUUAUAAUAAAUUUCUUAGGUCCGAAAAUGUUAAAAGUAUUGCUGGUGAAAUUGCAGUGGUUACCGGCGGAGGAGGUGGUCUUGGUAGAGCAAUUUCCAUGGAACUCGCAAAACAUGGUUGCCAUGUUGCAGUCGUCGAUAUUAACUAUGAAGAAGCACAAAAAACAGUUCAAUUAAUCAAUGAAAAUUAUAAAGUGAACACAAAAGCUUAUAAGAUUGAUAUCACAAGUUACGACGAAGUAGUGAGACUUAAUAAAAUCAUUACUGAUGACCUAGGUAAAGCCACUAUUUUAGUAAACAAUGCCGGCAUUAUAGCAUUUUCAGAUAUUUUUAAGCCAGACCCCAUUGAAAUACAAAGAAUGAUUAACGUAAAUUUGACUUCACAUAUUUGGACAAAACGUGUUUUUCUCGAAAAUAUGAAAGAAGUCGGUAAAGGUCAUAUUGUUGCUAUAUGUUCUACAGGAGGUUUGGGUCCUUUUCCACUUUCAUCUGUAUAUUGCAGUACAAAAUAUGGAGUUCGUGGCUUUAUGCGCACCUUAAGAGUUGAAUUAAGAAUGGAUGAAAAGUGUAGAGAUAUAAAAACAACAACAGUCUUUCCAACAGUAAUGGAUACAAAUUCAGGUGUCUUAGAUGAUUUAAAUAAAUGCAACUGGAAUACAGUAUUUCAAAUACAGAGUGGUGUUUCAGUGGCUUAUCGUAUUAUUCAAGGUAUGCUUCGAAACGAGGUGAAUAUUGGUGUACCUGCUUUAGAAAUUCCUUACAUGAAAUGCAUUGAGUUUUGGCCGGCGGAAAUAAUUGAUCGAAUGAUGGCACACACAUUUUUAAGCGCCUUAAAAAAAUCUUUAGGGAAACAAUUCAAGUGAAGACUGAGUUCUUAUAAAAAUCAACUCACGACAUUCAUGAUGUUAAACAAUACAAGUAAAAUC
Molecule: messenger RNA, 1059 nt
Organism: Teleopsis dalmanni
Lineage: Eukaryota; Metazoa; Arthropoda; Insecta; Diptera; Diopsidae
Product: 17-beta-hydroxysteroid dehydrogenase 13-like
Exons: 6
Coding region: 49-996 (315 amino acids)
Cellular component (GO): lipid droplet
Molecular function (GO): oxidoreductase activity, acting on the CH-OH group of donors, NAD or NADP as acceptor
Source: RefSeq, a predicted model, not a curated record